UAAAAGAACAAAGAACACCACCACCACAGUGGGCAAAUAGAACAUAGACGGCGAAGCAAAUGACCAAAUCGCCGAAGGGCCACUAGCUUUCUUCGUUAUCGUUUCCAAAACGUCCAAAAACAGAGCCAAACAGAGCAAGUUAAAAGCUUCGCAGCAUUUUUGACGACCACAGAGACAAGCAGAGACGAAGAUGGGUUUAUUGGCGAAGGCAAAGGCAAAAUAUGAUAGUAACGCGAGCGCCGCCGACAGCAACUCUAAGAACAUGGGUCUUCUAGUGGUCUUCUUCCCUGAAGGCGAUUCUGCCAUUGCCGACAAAACCAAGCUUUUUUCUACCCCCUCCAUUGCUUCAUCUUCAUGUUCUUCAUCCGCCUCUAGAUCACCUGCUUCCUCCGUCAGAAGAAGAAAUUCCAACUUCCUCCUCUCCAAAGCUCAAUCCACAAUUUCAAUCUGCGCGCUCUUCAUCUUCAUCACUCUCCUUCUCUUCACUCUCUCUACUUUCGAACCCUCUCAUCCUUCCCCCCACAAUACCCUUCUUCACGCCCCUCCUCGUCGAUUCCUAUCACAGAAACCUCCCACCAUUCGCAAUAUCCCCACCAAUCCCACUUCGAAACCCAAAAUCCACAACUGGUUACUCCAAAUGUGGAAACCCAAAUCGUAUGAAGCAUCAAAGACCGAGCUUUCCUCCCCUUCAACUGCUCUACAACGAAUGGGCACCCUGUAUCGAAGAGGAACCAGAGCCAUGAGUGAUCUCGUUGUGGCUCACGUAGUUGAAGACACCAUCGAAGAUGAACUCCGUUUAUUUCUCAGAGUUCUGCACCGCUCUGGUCUCACUGCUAGAUCUGAUGUUGUUUUCAUCUUCGCUUCUGCUUCCUCAUCUUCAAGAUUCGCCUCCAGUAUUCAGCAAGAGAACGACUUGUUCUUGUCACUUAUUGACCAUUAUGCAGAAUUGAACUUGACGGACAUGAGCCUGAAGAAGAAGCCGGAGUCGUAUUUCGACGCGGCUCGGUUUUUUAAGGUUGGCAAGAAGGGAAAGGUAAUCGGGGAGCCAUUGUGGGGGAAGAAAUCCCGAAGCAAUCUCACAAACCCAGAAGCAGAUAAAGGUGACAACGAGGUGGCUCAGUUGAGUUACGGGUCGGUUCUUAGCUUUGACGCCACUGAGUUAGACCCGGAAAACUCGCUGGCCGGUUUUCUAGAUCACGUCCCGUUAAAAUUGCGAAGAUGGGCCUGUUAUCCCAUGUUACUGGGUCGAGUCAGGCGGAACUUCAAGCACGUAAUGCUCGCGGACGCGAAGAAUCUGGUCGUGACAAACGACCCAUUGGGACGAAUCAGGAAUCGGAGCUCCGAGUCCGUUUUUAUGUACGCUGACAGUAAGCAUAGUAAGAAGACCUCCGACAAAUCUCAUUCUAACCGCCCGGUUGACUCUGCCGUCGUAAUGGGCGGCGAGCGCGGGAUCCGGAGAUUAUCGAAUGCGAUGUUGAUAGGGAUCGUUCGAGCCGCGACGCAACACAAGAAGAGGAACUCGGUGUCCGAAUCAGCGAUACUGAGUCAACUCGUCAGCAACGGGUUCGUGUUGAAGAACGUCGAUUUGAUCACGUCGACCGAGUCGAUACCGGACGCGACUACACUCGGAGGCCGCAACUCAGCUGCUGUUCCGUCACUCUCUGAUUAUCCUAUAAUUCGACGUGGUUCGAGUAAUCGUGAGUUAAAUUCUGUUAUUAAGAAACAGUUAUGUUCUUCUGACAUAGAUUCUUCUGUUUAUAGAGAUUGUUGGCGAAGCGUAUAGACAGUCUUGACAAAAAAUAAGUGUUGUAUUCGAGAAAGUUAUGGAGCAGUGUGAGCGGAGUGGAGCUGACAGAGAAAUUUGAC
Prosopis cineraria is the source of this 1866-nucleotide messenger RNA. RefSeq lists its product as uncharacterized. NCBI's taxonomy places the organism in Eukaryota, Viridiplantae, Streptophyta, Magnoliopsida, Fabales, Fabaceae. Bases 191 to 1783 code for a protein of 530 amino acids. The transcript has 2 exons. The record is from RefSeq and is a predicted model, not a curated record.